Molecule: messenger RNA, 1430 nt
Organism: Canis lupus familiaris (dog)
Lineage: Eukaryota; Metazoa; Chordata; Mammalia; Carnivora; Canidae
Gene: EBNA1BP2
Product: EBNA1 binding protein 2
Exons: 9
Coding region: 113-1030 (305 amino acids)
Biological process (GO): rRNA processing; ribosomal large subunit biogenesis
Cellular component (GO): nuclear periphery; preribosome, large subunit precursor; nucleolus
Source: RefSeq, a predicted model, not a curated record
UCGGCGGCGGCUGCGAGCCCGCGGCGCAGGUGCGGCUCGGGCCCACGUGGGCCGAGGCAACAGGCGCUGGUUUCCGGCCGCGCGGACCUCGGGCCGCCCGCCUCGCUCCAACAUGGACACCCCCCCGCUGUCGGGUUCGGACUCGGAAUCUGAGGAUUCUCUGGUCACGGACCGAGAGUUGCAGGAUGCGUUUUCCCGAGGCCUCCUGAAGCCAGGCCUCAACGUCGUGCUAGAGGGGCCGAAGAAGGCUGUGAACGACGUGAGUGGCCUGAAGCAGUGUUUGGCUGAGUUCAAGCGGGAUCUGGAGUGGGUUGAAAGGCUCGAUGUGACCCUGGGUCCCGUGCCGGAAGUCGGUGGACCUCAGUCAACACCCCAGACCAAGGAUCAGAAAGCUGUUGAUCCAGAAGACGACUUCAAGCGGGAGAUGAGCUUCUACCGGCAGGCCCAGGCUGCGGUGCUGGCGGUAUUACCCCGCCUCCAUCAGCUCAAAGUUCCUACCAAGAGGCCCACUGACUAUUUUGCAGAGAUGGCCAAGUCUGAUCAGCAGAUGCAGAAGAUUCGACAGAAGCUGCAGGCUAAACAGGCAGCCAUGGAGAAGUCUGAAAAGGCGAAGCAACUGCGAGCACUUAGGAAAUAUGGGAAGAAGGUGCAAACAGAGGUUCUUCAGAAGAGGCAGCGAGAGAAAACACAUAUGAUGAAUGCCAUUAAGAAAUAUCAGAAAGGCUUUUCUGAUAAACUGGAUUUUCUUGAGGGGGAUCAGAAACCCGUUGCACGGAAAACAAAGGAAGGAGCAAAAAGCCAGCAGAUGAAGAAGGGGCCCAGCGCUAAGCGACGCUAUAAAAACCAGAAGUUUGGUUUUGGUGGAAAGAAGAAAGGCUCCAAGUGGAACACUCGUGAGAGCUACGAUGAUGUAUCCAGCUUCCGGGCCAAGACAGCUCAUGGCAAGGGCCUCAAGAGGCCUGGAAAGAAAGGAUCAAAUAAGAGACCAGGAAAACGGACACGAGAGAAAAUGAAGAGCAGACCACACUAAGCAGCAUCUUUGUAUACAAAGAACCAAGAAAAAGGGUUGCAAACUUGGGAUUUCAGCAUACAGUUGGAUCUCUUGUGUUGGUUUCUUUUUGUAAAAAGUUCUUUCAAUAAACAGUUUUCAAAGAAACACAAUCAUGGUUAAAAACUCAGGACUAAAAAAAGAUGGAGAAGUUACUUUUAUAUAUUAAGUAGGAUUGCUAUUGAUUGACGAUAAUUUAGACUUUGAGUCCAAAUCGUCUUUUUUUUUAUGAUAUAUGAAAACUUGCACCUUCCUCAUGCUUCUAAGUAAUUGUAUCACGAUUCUAGAUAAGUCAAGAAUGAGUGAUCGUAUCAUUAUGAUUAUUUAAAUACCCAUCACUGUCAAGCUACGUGUACUAUGAUAAAAUUUCCUUUGUGAUACA